Molecule: messenger RNA, 2124 nt
Organism: Lutzomyia longipalpis
Lineage: Eukaryota; Metazoa; Arthropoda; Insecta; Diptera; Psychodidae
Product: SET and MYND domain-containing protein 4-like
Exons: 2
Coding region: 196-1992 (598 amino acids)
Molecular function (GO): protein binding
Source: RefSeq, a predicted model, not a curated record
GACUUGACUGUAGAGAUCACAUAAAUACCGUUUUCUCUAAUAAAUAAUUUUUCAUCACUCACUGUUGUCUCCCAGCAUUGCUCCUUUAGACAUCGUCAUAAAAUCUUGCUUAAAAAGUUUGUGAAAAAUUAAUUAAAAGGAAAUCUUCAGUAUCAAAAAGUAAGGCAAAUUCUUCGUCCCAAAAAAGGCUCAAAAAUGGCUCAAAGAGAUUACAGUGAUGGUCUAACAAGAGUAGCCCAUAUGCUUCUCAGUCAACUAAGGGAAUUGGCAAAUACACCGCCAACAGAUCCCAUUCGCGAGACCGUACAAAAGCUAAAGAAAAUGAAGGUAGAUGGGCAUCCCGAUAGCGCUAUUAUUGAUUAUUUUCUCAAGUACCUAAAGGAGAAUGAUCGCUUUCCGGAUAUUGCGAAUCAGAAGGAGAAGAAGAGAGAUAUUAAAUCGGAGAAUUUACGGAAAGAUGGGAAUAAAUUAUACAAAGACGCCAAAUACGUUGAUGCUGUUAUUGCAUACAACCGGAGUGCCUGUUAUGCUGUGUCCAAGGAGAAUAUCAGCAUUGCCCUGGCCAAUCGUUCAGCUGCUUUCUUUGAUAUGAAAAUGUACCAGGAGUGCCUCGAAAGUAUCCGUUUGGCACGGGAGUACGGCUAUCCGGAGCGCUUGAUGGAGAAGCUGGAUAAAAGGGAAGCUACGUCUAAGAAGGAAUUGCGAAGGAAGCCACCACAGCGUGAAAUCGUCGUAACAAAAGUAGGUUUGCCAGUAAAUGAGAAGAUCCCCUACCUGGCCAGAUGCCUUAAAAUGCAAGAGGACAGUCUCUAUGGGAGGUAUGUGAUUGCCGAUGAGGACAUCCCCGCUGGGACAGUUAUUGCCAUUGAGGAACCUUUUUGCAAGGUCUAUGGGAAUGAAGAUAUGUACUUGAGAUGUGCUGUAUGCCUCUAUGAGGUUUCUCAUCUUCUCAUCCCUUGCGACAAGUGCUGCCAAACCAUGUUCUGCUCCAAGAAAUGCCAGGAAAUCGGUGCUAAAGGCUUUCAUGCUAUUGAAUGCCCAAUUAUGGGAGCUAUUUAUGAGAAUUUCGACGAUACACUUCGGCUGAUCUUUCGAACACUCAUUUGCUCAUUCCUUGCAUUCCCAGAUAUUGUAACAAUGCAACAGGCUCUUGAGAAGAUCGAAAGGGAGAAGAAAAAUGUCUUUAGUUUCGAUUGGCGCAAGAAAUUAACACCUGAAGAACUCUACACGCCCAUUCACACCUUGAUGACGAAUGAGGGGAAAUUUGAGGAUGAUCACGUACUUAUGGUAUACAGACAGUCAUGCCUGAUGUUCAGCCUCCUCAGGAGAUACUCUCCGGUGUUCAAGGAGCGUUACCUAACCACUCCAACAGCGGAGGAUUUUCUAAAGAAUCACACCUGCCAUAUCAUUCUAAUUGGGGCCCUAAACAUCUACGGUCUCCACGACACUAUGAGCUUCUUCGAUCCAGGAACUAAACCUCUGGGACUAGGAGCUGCUCUUUAUGCCUUUCACAGCCUCCUCAGUCACUCAUGCGCACCCAACAUUUCUCUUGUUUCCGAUGAAUCCGGCACUAGAUCAGUCACGCUCAAGAAUGUCCGCAAAGGCGAACAAAUUGUCACCAACUACGGUUGCGAUCAUUUGCUAAUGGACAAAGCAGGUCGCCAGGAGGAGCUUAAAAAGAGAUAUGCCUUCCUUUGCAACUGCAUUGCCUGUGCGUUGGACUACCCAAAGUAUGGAGCUCUACCGAUACCAGAAAAUAUCCCACGUGUACCUGCACAGCGCUUCCGAGACGCAACCAAUCUCACUCGUUUCUCAGUCAAAUGCGCCAAGGAUGGCUUCAAUGCGCUCUGCAAGUACAUUCGCAAGCACGGGCAUCACUAUCCCGCAAGACAACUCUGUGAAGCCGAAGAAGAUCUCAGGAUUUGCUUUAAUAUCAUGAGCAGGAAUAUUCCGUUGAGGUUGCUUGAGAAAGCUCGUCUUAGUGCCAAAUGAUUUAAUUCAUAUUAAUUAUGGGUACGAUUUGUUCAUUAAUUUUUUUAAAAUUGUUUUUUGCUUUACAAAUUUGUUUUUCUUAUUGUAUUUAAAUGUUUUUUGGAAUUAAAAUUAUAAUUAGGAUGUGUGAAA